Messenger RNA from Drosophila bipectinata, 2972 nucleotides. RefSeq names its product serine protease inhibitor 88Ea-like. NCBI's taxonomy places the organism in Eukaryota, Metazoa, Arthropoda, Insecta, Diptera, Drosophilidae. Gene Ontology annotation, molecular function: serine-type endopeptidase inhibitor activity. The record is from RefSeq and is a predicted model, not a curated record.
UGAGCUUAUUUAAAAUAUUUCUGCGAUUUAUUUGAGUUUCCUUUUGAGAAUUUUAAAUAGGUUUAAGAUUAAAGAUUUUUAAAUUUGUAACAUUUAUAAAUAUUUUUUUAUUUAUUAUAUAAAUUUUGUUGUGGUUUUUGUUCUAUUCUAUUGAAGAGCUAUUCUAACAUUAGCUAGCCUUCUCGGAGUUCAUACGUCUUUCGAUUCGAAUAAAAAUGUAUUUCCUUGGACUUUCUUUGUUCGCGCUCCUUCCGGCCUUGGUCCUGUCCCAUCUCUGCGAUGUGAAAUCAGACAAUGCCUUCCUCAAAAAACGGUCAUUUCUGCACGAGGGAGAGCGAAAAUUUGCUGUUUCAUUGCUUAAAGAAGUCUACGAUUCAACGCCGAACCAAAAUGUAUUCAUCUCACCCUAUAGCGUCUACAAUGCACUGCUUCUGGCCUACUACGGAUCGGCUGGAACAACGCAGAACGAACUGGUCUCUACUCUAUCGCUAGACUGGGCAGACUCCAAGGAGAUGGUGCGCUCCGUCUAUAUGCUUCAAAAGUGGGUCGAUAAAAAGAUGACAUUAAAGGGAGCCCUGGAGUUCUCAUCAGUGGACCGCGUAUUUUUGUCUCAAAAUCUGGAAACGCACAAGUGCUUUGAGGAUCGACUGGGUAAUGAUAUAAUAAAAAAGGAUUUUGAGCAAAAUGCAGGACAGGCUCUAAAGGAUAUUAACGAUUGGAUUGCCAACGUAACUCGUAAUCACAUCCGCGACGUGCUGACCAGCCAGGAAAUUAACUCACGCACCCAAGUUGUUCUCGCCAAUGCUGCCUUCUUCAAAGGCCAGUGGGUCAGCCAGUUUAAAACGGAGAAUACCAUUUCGAAACCCUUCUUCACUGCCUCUAACUCCUCCUCAAUGGUUCCUAUGAUGCAGCAAAAGGGCACAUUUAAGAUAGGAGCCGAUAGCGCACUAGAUGCCCACAUCCUCCAACUACCCUUCAGAACGUCCCAAACUUCGGAAACCGAGUCCGACGUCUCCAUGGUUAUUGUGCUGCCGUCUUUCAAGGAAAACGCCAUUCCCGAAUUGUUGUCAAAAUUGAACUCUAACAGCCUGGAAUCGGCGCUCAAGAGGUCCAUUGGCCAGGAGGUCGAGAUUUCCAUUCCCAAAUUCGAAUUCAAAAGGCAGACCUCACUUAAACCUAUGCUUUCCAAGAUGGGGAUAAAUUCGAUAUUUGACCAACGUGCAAACUUUUCUGAGCUGACUCCAGACCAUAUAUUUUUCGAUAAUGCCCUGCACGUGGCCAAGAUUAAGGUAGACGAGGAGGGUAGCACCGCCGCGGCAGUCACCGUCUUGGUUUCCUUCAGAUCGGCCAGGAACGACCCAUUUAAAUUCGAGUGCAAUCAUCCAUUCGCAUUCUUCAUCUACAAUACAAAGUCAAAGACGAUCCUCUUCUCCGGAGUGUAUGCCGAGCCUAUUCCGGCGGAGCAGUACUCCCACAAUCACUCCACGACUAUUAAAGCGUUGACUAUUUCUGCAAUACGAAUCAGCAUAUCGUUCUUAAUAUUCUUCAGAUUUCCAAGUCACAAAAUGCAUACUUUGAGCGUAUCCCUACUGGUGCUUCUUCCGGCCAUCGCCCUGGCUGGUCUCUGCGAUGUGGAACCGAAUCCCAGCUUCCUGGAGAAGCGUGUUCAACUAUACCAGGGACAACAAAACUUUGCAGUGUCAAUGCUGGAUGUGAUCCGUAAGAGCACGCCGAACGAGAACGUCUUCUUCUCACCAUACAGCACGUACCAUGCCCUGCUCCUGGCUUACUUCGGUUCUUCCGGGGAAACAGAGAAGCAACUGGCCAAGGUGCUCCAUCUGGACUGGGCCGAGUCCAAGGAAGUAGUGCGCAGUGCCUACAUUCUGGAGAAGAAGAACCGCGAGACCCGAUCCCUCAAGAUGCCACUGGAAUUCGCAUCUGCGGACCGCAUCUUCUUUGCCCAGGACCUGCCGCUGACCCACUGCAUCGAAACGCGCCUGGCCAAGGAGAUCGUGAAGAUGGACUUCCAGAACAAGCCUGAGGAGUCGCGCAAGGAGAUCAACGACUGGAUCGCCAAUGUGACCCACAACCAAAUCCGCGACAUGCUCAGCGCCGAUGAAAUUACUCCUCUCACCAGGUUAACCCUCGCCAAUGCUGCCUACUUGAAGGGUCAAUGGGUUAGCCAGUUCAAGGUGGAGAAGACCGCUCCGAUGCCCUUCUACACAUCCGCCUCGAACUUCUCCCUGGUGCCGAUGAUGCAGCAGAAGGGAACCUUCCUUCUGAACACGGACGAGCAGUUGCGGGCCCAUGUGCUCCAGCUUCCCUACCGCACAGUCUUCGAGUCGCAGGAGAAUCCGGACAGCGAUCCCGAUGAGAAAUCCGACAUCUCCAUGGUGAUUAUCCUGCCGCCAUUCAACAGCAACUCUCUAGAGGAUGUGCUCUCCCGCCUGAAUGCCGACACUCUUGAGCAAUCCUUGAAUCAGGCCAUGCCCCGCGAGAUCGAAGUGUCGCUGCCCAAGUUUGAGUUCGAACAGCGCCUGGAACUGGUGCCAAUCCUCGCCAAAAUGGGAGCAACUAAGAUCUUCGACCCCUCCGUGGCCACCUUCGACGACUUGACCUCGGAAAAGGUCACCAUUGGUGACGCCAAGCAUGUGGCCAAGAUCAAGGUGGAUGAGGAGGGCAGCACCGCCUCGGCGGCCACUGUUCUGUUCACCUACCGAUCGGCCCGGCCCGUGGAGCCGGCCAAGUUCGAGGCCAACCACCCGUUCCUGUUCGUCAUCUAUGAUCGCCAGUCCAAGUCGAUCCUCUUCACGGGCAUCUAUCGUGAUCCCAAGACCGCGAAGUAAACUAUAACCAGGGCAGUCCUGCUCUUGAAUUAACUUAACCAAAUUUUUCUUGACUGUAAGCGACAAUGUAAACUCCUUAAUAUACUUUUACGAAAAUAAAUUAUGUCCUUAAUAAACUAAAGAAAA